Messenger RNA from Phlebotomus argentipes, 340 nucleotides. RefSeq names its product small integral membrane protein 4 (gene sloth1). NCBI's taxonomy places the organism in Eukaryota, Metazoa, Arthropoda, Insecta, Diptera, Psychodidae. The transcript is spliced from 2 exons. The record is from RefSeq and is a predicted model, not a curated record. The coding region runs from base 76 to 312 and encodes 78 amino acids.
UUUGAGGGUCGUGAAUUUUACGCAAUUCGGGAUGAGAAUUUCCUUGGAUUUCCACCCUGAAAUCUUGUGAUUUUAAUGAAAUACCAAAGUCACUCCUUUCGUCGGUGGCUGGACUACUGGCCUGGUAAGAAAUUGCUGGGAAUCUAUCGAUUUUUGCCGGCAUUCUUCAUCUUGGGAGCCGCUCUGGAAUUCUCGAUGAUCAACUGGACGGUCGGCGAGACGAAUUUCUACAACACUUACAAGAGGCGCCAGGCGAAGAACAUCCUCGAGGAGAGACUGCACGCUGAGGAAUCCGAGAAGUCCGGGCAGUGAAAAAUGCCCGCCGGCGUUUCCUGGGGUC